Messenger RNA from Neocloeon triangulifer, 897 nucleotides. RefSeq names its product collectin-12-like. The transcript is spliced from 7 exons. NCBI's taxonomy places the organism in Eukaryota, Metazoa, Arthropoda, Insecta, Ephemeroptera, Baetidae. Gene Ontology annotation, molecular function: carbohydrate binding. Gene Ontology annotation, biological process: biological process involved in interspecies interaction between organisms. The coding region runs from base 65 to 736 and encodes 223 amino acids. Gene Ontology annotation, cellular component: external side of plasma membrane. The record is from RefSeq and is a predicted model, not a curated record.
AUAAAAUCCAAGGCUUUGGCGAAUUGUGAGAGCGACUCAAGAGUGGAAAGACGAAAGACCGACCAUGGCUCGGUUCCUAUCGCUGAUUGUUUUGCUCUUGGCAUCCGCCCUGGCCAACGAAUUUUCAAACAAGCCUGAAGAAUCCGAGUUUCGGCGGGAAAUGUUGACUAAUUUGAACAAAACAAAUGAAAAGCUGGAUCAGUUGAUGAGAAUCGUCCUAAAUCAGCCCGUGGAGAUGAGGAAACUGGUGGAGGAGCAAAACGACAAGUUAAUCAAAUCUGCUGACCAGCGCUUCAAUCAGCUCUUUCGAAUCAGAUUCUCUUCAAAAUGCAAUCUCGCUCGUUUGUCAAACCUGACUUUGUUGUCCAACGGCAAAAUGUACUCUUUCCAUCCCACUGCCGCAACCUGGAAUUCUGCAAACGAGACUUGCAGCAAAAAAGGCCUUCAUUUGGCCACGAUUAAAGAUCAAAAUGAUGCUCAGGUGGUCGCUGCAGAGGGACGAAGACUUGAUGAAGGCAAUACUUGGUGGGUUUCGGCGAAAAACCUAGAAAGUGAAAAGGACUUCCGUUGGCAGGACGGGACGAAAUUGGAGUUGGACAGUCCCUUGUGGACGGACGGCGCGGGCAAGACGGACGACUGCGUUCGCAUCUAUAAUUGGGCCAAGGGAAAAUUGAGCAGCGCAAAAUGCUCCGCUUAUUGGUAUUUCAUUUGCGAGCUGCCCAGCGAAUGUUACUGAGAAUCACUGAGAAUCUUUUAUAAUUUGUUCAUCGAUGAAAUCCAAGUAUUUUCAUGUUGCAACGAUUAACAAAUUUUAAAAAUUUGAUAUACUUCUUCUGACAAUCGUUGUCAAUUAUGUUUUUCCAUUCAAUUGUGGAAUAAAAUUAGUAAACAGAUGAA